This is a messenger RNA of Anarrhichthys ocellatus (wolf-eel), 2699 nucleotides long. Its product is annotated as ras-related protein Rab-38. Gene Ontology annotation, molecular function: GTPase activity; GTP binding. Gene Ontology annotation, biological process: phagosome-lysosome fusion; endosome to lysosome transport. The coding region runs from base 1707 to 2402 and encodes 231 amino acids. The transcript is spliced from 4 exons. NCBI's taxonomy places the organism in Eukaryota, Metazoa, Chordata, Actinopteri, Perciformes, Anarhichadidae. The record is from RefSeq and is a predicted model, not a curated record. Gene Ontology annotation, cellular component: Golgi apparatus; trans-Golgi network; phagocytic vesicle.
GAUGAAAUGGCAGCAGGAGCAGCAGCAUCAUAUCGCCUGACUCAUCCCGCAUCAGUACCACUGCCGUAAAGCACCGUGGAGAGGCGCAACACUGAAGAAAAACGACCACGGGCAACCUUAGAAUAGAGUCUAGUGAAGACAAUAACAGACACAUUACUCUAAAGUAAUAAGGAGAAUAUUGUGGAUGGUUUUAUUCUUAUUAGAUUGUGUUAAUAAUAGAAUAAAAAGUAGAAAUUCAUGCAGUAUGAGUACAAGUAAAUACACGUUUAAAGAUCAUACAUUAGAAAAACAGACACUCUAGGGAAAUGUGCUUUUUAUUUUGUAUUUUAUUAAUACCACGUUUGUUUGUUUGUUUGUUCAGUGCAAGAGGAAGCUGCACACUCACUGCGCCAGUGCGCCGUCCAUGUGCGCACUCGUCAGUGCGCAGACCCGGAAAUGGGCGAGCUGCAGCCAUGGGAGGUGUAGUUUUUUUCCCGCACGCAGCUCUGGACCUUUGUUGCGUUUGUUGUGUUUUCUGCACUCGUGAGGGGUCAGCUGUCUUCAUAAAGACAAGAAGCGAGUUUUAGCUUUUAGGGAGUUUCAAGAUGUGUAUUUAAGGAUACGAUUAAGAUUUGGGAUUAUUUUGUAGGUUCUUCGAGUUAGUAUGUGAGGUGGUUUGAAGUUAAAAGAAAAAGUAAUGUCUAGUGUAGUGUCAUGCAUUUUUUGCAUGUCUUUAUCUUUGUGUUUUUUUGUUGUUUCUAUUAUUUUGUAUAGAAACCGCCUUACCAGAAGUAUUUCAAUUAACAACCACAACCAGGUCAUCUCUACAUCUCAUCACGAGGCAGGAAGCCCUCGUUUAUCUCGAGAUAUUGUAGACACAGUUUCAUCAAACACAACCUUUCCGAAAUUCAUAUUAUAGCGUCAGAUACUGACCAUCUUAUUUAUGAAAGACAUACACGUGACACACUUGUCCUCACAAGACAAUGAAAAAAGAAGAAACACAGAUUCAGUCAAAACAAUAACACAUUAAAAUCAUUUUCGUUUCCUAUUUAUGCAGUUUCACUAUAUGUCUUUAAAGCAAUGAAAGAAAUAAUAAUAAAUAAAUAAAAUAAAUGUAUUGCAUUUAAUACAGUUCAUUUAAAAUUCCUCGUUUCUGUUCCUCAACUUAUAAAGUAUAAAACACAAACAGGUUGCAAAACAAUAAACUGAAGCAUAACACCGCCACAUGAUUCACUAAUGCUUUCAUUAAAACGAAGGUGUGCCUAAUAAAGCGACCACGCGCACACACACGCAGACAGUAUGGGGGCGUGGUCGUCCAGACUGCUGACAGUCCUCGUCUGCCAGCGGAUCAGACGAACAGCAGGAGAUGAUGUGCACACAGACCGGAGGCUGAACGGAAGACAACACUAAAACAGUUCUUUAACUUGGACACGAGAGCGUUCAACAUCCAGCAAGUUUUUUUUUGUUUUUGCACGGAGCUGAAGGAGACUAAAUGUCCCAUGAACACUUGCAGGGACGGUAACGAUGAUAAUACUACAACCUGAACUACAAUAUUUUUAGUUCCCUUUUUUAAGGAGUUACUCAUCGAGCUUAUUUGUUUUUUUAAGUGUCAAAUAUUACAAGUACUCAGUGUUUCAGCCUCCCACCCCUCCACUUCACGCGGAACCCAUAAUUGGAGACCUCACCGCGCCACCCUAUUACCGCGCGCCCUCGACCGGAGCAGUAAAAUGCAGCGCGAGCGUCUGCUCAAAGUCUUGGUCAUCGGCGAUCUCGGAGUCGGCAAAACGUCCGUGAUAAAGCGCUACGUGCACCAGGUCUUCUCCCAGCAUUACCGCGCCACCAUCGGAGUGGACUUCGCCCUCAAGGUGCUCAACUGGGAUCAGAAGACGGUGGUGCGUCUGCAGCUGUGGGACAUCGCUGGGCAGGAACGCUAUGGCCACAUGACCCGUGUGUACUACAGGGAGGCGGUGGGGGCCCUCGUCGUCUUCGACAUGACCAGACUGUCCACGUUUCAGGCCGUCCUCAAGUGGAAAGGAGACCUGGACUCGAAGGUCGCCCUUAGCAAUGGGACGCCGGUUCCAGCCGUGCUAUUGGCCAACAAGUGCGACCAGCGGAGUCACGGCUUGUGCCCCAAACUGCCCAAACUGGAGAACUUCUCCAAACAGUACGGAUUCGUCGGCUGGUACGAAACCUCUGCCAAGGACAACACCAACAUUGAUGCCGCCAUCACGUGCUUGGUGAAGAACAUCAUGACCGUGGAGGAUGAGAGAGCCUUGCGUGACGCCACGUCACCCGCUGCCAAAAGCGAACCGGAAGGCAGCGUUCUGGUUCUGCCUCGCUUCGACUACAGCGCAAAGGAGAAAGGACUCAGUGGGUGUUCAGGAUGCCCCUCGCUUCAACCCAGAGACGGGGACAAUGACUAAAGGAGGGAUUUGUUGAAUGUUUAAUAUGUUGUAACUUAAAGAUGCGUCUCACUGUUGUCCUCGCAAAUUCAUUUGUUUGAGGAAACAUUAUUGUAUUAUAAUAAUUAUUGUUUUUUUAUAACAGAAAUGGAGUUAAACUUUUGCAAAAAAUCUAUGCUUUUGAAAAAAAAGUGAUACUAAAAUGUUUUAUGGAUUUGAAAGAAAACAAACAGAAAGAUGAUUAAUUCCUUAUUUUGUAAUGAAGUCAAUUCCUUUAGUCGUGAAUUAAAAAUCUACCUUUGAAACUUUUAAAUACAA